This is a messenger RNA of Fusarium tjaetaba, 1209 nucleotides long. RefSeq names its product sarcosine oxidase. Gene Ontology annotation, molecular function: oxidoreductase activity. Bases 1 to 1209 code for a protein of 402 amino acids. The record is from RefSeq and is a predicted model, not a curated record. Lineage: Eukaryota; Fungi; Ascomycota; Sordariomycetes; Hypocreales; Nectriaceae. Gene Ontology annotation, cellular component: cytoplasm. The transcript has a single exon.
AUGUCUCCACAAACUGAAUCAGUCACCAUCAUUGGUGCAGGCGUCGUUGGUUCUUCUCUUGCUUAUUUCCUCUCCCAAUCUUCAACCCCAAGAACCAUAACCCUAAUCGACCGUUCAUUCACUAGUCUCCUGGGUUCAUCGGGGAUUGCACCCGGCUUCAUCGGCCAAUUCAAUGAAUCUGAGAUCCUCACUAAACUUGCAAUCGACACUGUCUCAGAAUAUGUCAGAAUCCCUGGUGGCUUUGACAGGGUUGGCGGUCUAGAGAUUGCCUUCCAAGAUGAGGGUAUUCAACGAUUGAAGACAAGAUGUGAAGAUGCGAAGAAGCUUGGGCUUGAGGCUAAGAUAUUGAGCAUUAAGGAGGCACAUCAGCUUGCCCCAGAGUUGGUCAAUGAGGAUGGCCACGGGCAGGCGGUCUUCUUUGAAAAGGAUGGCACUGCAAAUGCAGUGAAAAUGACAACUUGGUAUCAACAAGAGGCAAAGAAGCGUGGAGUCAACCUCGUGGAAGCUGAUGUGAAGCAGCUUACCAUCUCAGAUGGUCGCGUCACAGGCAUUGAGGUCGUUGAGAAUGAGACAUCACGUCAUCUCAAUGCCGAGAAAGUCAUCAUCACAACUGGAAUCUGGGCUCAAGGUCUCUCAUCAAACCUCCCAUUCCCUGUCCCUGUUAUCCCCGUCGGCCAUCCCUACAUGCACGCCCAACCACACGAACCCCUUUCUCACAAGAAUUGUUUCGUUCGUUGGCCGGAACAUCAUGUGUACGCUCGCGAUCACGGUGCAAAUUUCGGCAUCGGAAGCUAUGAUCACGCACCCAUUGCAUACAAACCAGAUACUUCAGCUAAAGGGGAGUGGGUUGAAUGGUUCAAGCAACCUCUCGAUUUCGCUACGGGUCUACUUCCUCCUGCUGCAGCCCGAGAAUUCCAAGACGGGAAUCACUUCAAUGGAGUGUUUAGUAUGACGCCGGACAAUAUGCCCCUUGCUGGGAGGGUCGAGUCAGUCGACGGGUUGUUCAUGGCAGUUGCAGUCUGGGUUACGCAUGCCGCUGGUACAGCAAAGUUCCUGACAAGGAUCAUUGAUGGAGAAGAAGUUGAAGGCAAGACAAAAGAGGCUCUUGAUCCUGAGAGAUUUAAGGGCCAAGACUUUGCGGAGUUGGAAGAGAAGUCAUUGACGGGCUACAAUUCUAUUUACAAGACCGUUAAGUCAGGGCCGGUUUAG